This is a messenger RNA of Aspergillus pseudonomiae, 449 nucleotides long. RefSeq lists its product as uncharacterized. The coding region runs from base 102 to 359 and encodes 85 amino acids. Lineage: Eukaryota; Fungi; Ascomycota; Eurotiomycetes; Eurotiales; Aspergillaceae. The transcript has a single exon. The record is from RefSeq and is a predicted model, not a curated record.
AGCAGGAGCAGUCGAGCAUCCCUCGGAUAGUGGUGGUGGAAAGCGCCUCCAGUGAAAAGGAGCGCUUACUGGCGAUGUGCGAUGAUCGUUGUUGACCCUACAUGAUACAAUGUCUUUACAAUCUUUUUUGUCUUUUCAUGUGUUGUUUCUUUUCUCUAUAUACCCAAUGUAACAUACCAAGAAUUUUCAUGACCACUUUUCCGAACUUAACCCUCGAACGUAGACCUGUUAAGGUCUCGCUCUGUCAACAAUCAAGGCCGGCUGGCCCAAUGGCAAGGCGCUUGACUACGAAUCAAGAGAUUGCAGGUUCGAUCCCUGCGUCGGUCAAUUUUUUGUGUUUUGCGCCUGUUGGCGAGUGAUUGUGGUGCUGUGAAAAGUUCUUCACCUGGGUGGCUCCACUAUCCGAAUCAGCCUUACAGCCGAGUGUGGAUCCGUAUCUAUUUUAAGCA